Messenger RNA from Dermatophagoides farinae (American house dust mite), 1918 nucleotides. RefSeq lists its product as uncharacterized. NCBI's taxonomy places the organism in Eukaryota, Metazoa, Arthropoda, Arachnida, Sarcoptiformes, Pyroglyphidae. Gene Ontology annotation, molecular function: CoA-ligase activity. The record is from RefSeq and is a predicted model, not a curated record.
UAUGAUAAGUUUUUGAUAAUAGUGGAAACACUCUCCUUCACAUAUAAAACGAUUAGGCAAAAGUCAUUUCUCGAGUAGCGAAGGUUAUUCUUUCUCUGUAUUCAUUGAUUAAAUUGGCUAAAAUAAAAAUGACAAAAGAAAUCGAAGAAUUCGUUAUAAAAUCUCCACGAGAACACCCACCAAUUAGUGAUGUGAAUUUUAGUGAAUAUAUUGCAAAAAAAUUCACCGUUGAUAAUUGCAAUAAAACGGCAAUUAUUAUUCCGGAAAAUGGAAUGGAACUUACAUUCAUACAAUUUCAUCAACAAAUUCAACGAUAUGCUAAAGGAUUUUUAUCUUUAGGAUUGGAACGAAAUGAUAUGGUUUUUUUUGCUGAUAAUUCUUUGGAUCUUUUAACAUCACAAAUAGCCACUAUAUAUUUAGGUGUAGUAUUCUCACCGAUGACACCGGCAAAUGGUCCAUUUGAAAUGUCGAAUCAUAUACAUAAUGCACGUGGUACUGUUUUAUUUGUGGAUCGCCAACGUGUCGAAAAGAUUUUAUUACCAGCAAUGGAUAAUGAGAAAUAUGCUCCGCAGUUAAAAGGACUUAAAAUGUUGAUUAUCAUUGAUUCCAAUGAUGAUACUGAUGAUGAAAUGAUUUCAACAUUGAGCAAACAUCCAAUGUCUCCCAAAUCUGUUGUAUCGAUGAAACGAAUUAAAGAGAAUCUCGAAUAUUUGGAAAUUCCAUUCUUUGAACGAAAUAAAGAUGAUCAUUUAAUGAUUGUGUAUACUUCUGGAACAACUGGACAACCUAAAGGAGUGAUAUAUACCCAUCAUUCAGCAAGAUCGAUGAUUGAAACAAAUACGCCAAUUCUAAUGAAUUGUCGAUUUUCAUUUUGGUAUCCAUUUGGUCAUAUUUCUGGUGCAAUGUUUAGCGCGUACAAUUUAUGUCAUGGAAUCACAUUGGUGAUAGAAAAAGAACCGAUUUUGGAUAAAUUAUUAUCAUCUGUUGAAAAAUAUGGAAUUGAAGAGUUAGCAAUUGCCCCGGGACAUGCAACACAAUUGAUACGUGAAGAUUAUCGAUUAAAAUAUAAUCUUCAAUCAUUACGUGUAUUGGUAUUCGGUGGAUCGAAAAUACCGAAAGAACAACUUGUUGAAAUUCGUAAUCGAUAUAAUGUCAUAAUGCAUGAAUUGUAUGGUUCCACUGAAUUGUUACACUGUGCCUAUAACACUGGUGAUGAUGUAAAUGAACCAGUUGGCAGUGUUGGUCCACCAUCACCUUAUUGUGAAAUGAAAAUUAUUGAUUUAGAAACGGGAAAAAAUCUACCAGCUAAUUGUUCGGGAGAAAUUUGUUUUCGUGGACCACAUCUAUUCAUUGGUUAUUUUCAUAAUGAAGAAGCUACAGCGAAAGCAAUCGAUUCUCGAGGAUGGUAUCAUACUGGUGAUUUAGGUCAUUAUGAUGAACGUGGCAAUCUUUAUAUUAUAGAUCGAAUCAAAGAAAUGAUCAAAUUUCGAUAUUGGAGUAUUUGGCCCUAUGAAAUCGAAGAAUAUUUAUUAGAAAAUCCAGCUAUUGAUAGCUGUUGUGCUGUUGGUGUUAAACAUCAAACCGAUGGACAAUGGUUAAGAGCAUAUGUUGUAAUUCGGCCAGGUCAUCAAGUGACCGAACAAGAAUUGAUUAAAAAUGUUCAAGAUAAUUUGGCCUUCCAAAGACGACUUAGAGCCGGUGUUCGAUUUGUCGAUAAAUUACCACGAACAUCCAUUGGAAAAAUUGAUCGAAAACAAUGCCGUAAAUGGAUUGAAAAUGAAUUGAUAACCGAAAUAGACGAAUGAUGAUUUUUUCGAACUUUUCAUUGAUGAAGUUUUCGAAAGCUGAAAAGUACAAAUUUUUUCAAGUGCAAACAACAAUAAUCAUCAUUUCUAUUUCUAUUUUGAUUUUUUUUUUU